AAUGCUGAUUACAAUGUAAUGUAUUUGUAAUUGCUGCACGAUUCACGUUUGACUGCAGUGAUAUUCUGACGACAGCUUGUUCUUUUCAUCAUUACAACUCCAAGAUACCAUUAAAUCGUCUUCCCUCCUAGACGACGUAAGGUAUGAGACCAGCAAAUUUUAAACUUCUGAGUACCAAUGUCAAUCGAUCAGAUAGAUCGUAGAUGGAGACCUUCCACUGAAGUUUUGCUUGAUGACUCGGUGCGUUCAUCAUCAUUGAAAGAGUUGAUACGUUCUAGGUGUGGCGGAAUCCAGACGUUAAGCAAUACACUAAUAGGUUACUUACUGUGUGAAAUGCGAAGUAAUUCAUAUACUGGUGAGUGUACAGUGCUGCACGGGCGAUAAAACGACAACGUCCUUGACGCAUAUAGCUUUUCAGCCAAUUAAUUCGACACUAAUCGAAUGUCCAAGUCUUCUUUUCAAUCCACAAACAUGUCGUGAAGGACGUUACGUGGACCAAACACUGUCGACAAAUUUGCGGGAGGAAGGGAAGCCAGUAAUUCUAGAUAAUCAUUUUACCGCUGAAAUUUCUACAUGGACACGGCCGGUUCUCAACAUGUUACUGACUUGUCUUGUCAUGACCAUUAACGACUAUUGUUCAAAAUCUCGCUGCUACUGU
Plasmopara halstedii is the source of this 658-nucleotide messenger RNA. RefSeq lists its product as uncharacterized. The coding region runs from base 178 to 384 and encodes 68 amino acids. NCBI's taxonomy places the organism in Eukaryota, Oomycota, Peronosporomycetes, Peronosporales, Peronosporaceae. The transcript has a single exon. The record is from RefSeq and is a predicted model, not a curated record.